CUCAAAUAUCUUUGUACAAACUUGGUUCUAUGAUUUUGUGCAUGAUGGUGUAUCCGUUGUACUCACCUCCGUCUACCUGGCUUGUCUUCCCUUCUAGCGUCUCGUGUCGCAUGUCCCUUCUGCGCUUACCACUUCAAAAAGCCUCGACGCACGAGUUUCUUCGCUAAAAGCAACCCGCAGGGUUCCGUCUGCGGAUCGGUAGUCGUGUGCUUUCUUCUGGAUAAUCUUUCUGGCUCAUUUUCGUCAGUUGCCUCGUGACGUUUCACGACCGUCCGUUAUGUUCGCGCGGCGCAGCGACACGAGGAUCUGCCGUCGCCCUUCUGUUCUUUUCGGGUUCACUGUGUCUACCCGUUCUCGUUUUGCGGCGGCUCUUUCCUCGCUUUUAAUUAGCACAUGGCUCUCGGCGGUCUCGUCCCGCUUAUCCACCAGGACGAGUGUCUCCGGAAACAGCGACUGCUGAAGUUGCUCGCCUUCAUCCUUCUCACGCCCCGGCGCUUCUCUUCCGUUUCCAGACAGCCUUUCGCCGUCGGUCCUUUGCCACCCUACCUUUCCCACGUGAGAAUUAGUUUCCAGUCCGAAGUGUGCUGCGGCCGUGAUCUCAUUGGAGUGGCCAGUCGUCUCUGUUUUGUUUCCCCCGGUAUUUCAGAAAAUUCUGUAUUUUGAAUCUGUUUCGGGCUCCUGAUCAAUAUGGAGAGGUUUUCUGGCUUGAAAACAACUGCAGCUUCGACCCACUUGGCAGAUUUCCAUGCACCCAGGCGGGAGCAACCCGCCUCUCACCUUCGCCCUUGAGCGUCUUUGCAGAAAUGGCGGCGACAGCUCCGGCCCUGUCGCCUGCCGGUCCAAGUCGUUUUCUGCGUUUCUUCUGUUUGUAUUUCCUCUUUGCUCGCGCUAGAUUCGCGCCGCGCGUCGCCUCGACAGCCUUGACACUCACCUCGCCGUUUCGGAGACGGAAAGGUCGCUGCUGCACGCGAACUCCCAGUCUGCUUUUUUCCCCAAGGCCAAAUUCAGAUUCGUGGAAACCAAAUCUCCGGUCUUCUGCGGAAGCUAGCUUGAAGAUUCUCACUAUGUGAAUCUGCGACAGUGUGUCGGUUACAACCAGGACACGCGCAGCUUGCGGCGUCUGAGACUCUGUGAAGCCCUUCAUCCCUGGGCCGCGUGCUGUUUGUACAGCCCACCCAUCGCUGGACAUCCGCAGGACUUCCCUCUUCGAGUUUCCGUCUGAAACUCAAGCUCUUGAGCUCGAGUCAGUUUUCAAGUCUUCUGGAGGGAGAGCACGGUGUGAGGCGAUGCCCUUUCUGACAUCUCGCUGCGUGUUCCUUCACUCGCGAACCGGGUUUCCGCGGAGCCUGUUGAGUCGGCUUCUCGCGCAGCUGUCUCCGCCCUGGGUGCACGGUUUUGGCCAGGGGCAGAUGCGUUUUCUCGCAUUUUCUCCCAUUUCAAGUGUUCGUUUUUAGAACAUCGUCCAGCGAGACGCCAGCUUCCGAUGUCUCUGCUCGCGACCGCCUCAGAAUCGAGGUCGGGUGUAUCAGCAAGCGCCCACCUCCGAACGGGGUUGUCUUCCGAGUUCUCUCUUCGUGGCUGUUGGCGUUUCACCACUUGGUGUCCGCAUCGAGGCACUCAUCUUUGAUAAGUGCAAGUAUCGCGCCGGCGAGCGCAGCCUCUCUGCUGCGCUCCUCUUCGCUUCCCCGUCCCUCGUACCGGGGCUGCUUGCUUUUAAAGUUUCUCUGGCGACGAAGGCUGGCGAGAGGGCUCUCCUGGAGAGAGACAGUGGUGUGCCUGUGUCCUCUUUACAUUUACAUAGCCUUGUAUUCCUCACGCCCCCUCUACUUUCUUUUCCCCCCCUCCCCCCUUUGCUUUCGUAGCGCUCUCUUCAAUUUGCUUGGGAUUCAAAAAUCCCUGGACGCGCUUUGGCGUGAGUGCCGUCGUGCAUGCACUGUGCCGCGGAGAUCUGUUUCACAAACAUGUCUGCGUCGUCCGUUCCGUCUUCGACCCAGGACGUUCCGUCUGUCAAUCUACCUUUCACCCCCUCUCCUGCCCUGUCUCCAGCUUCGAGUCUCUCUGCUGUGCCUCCUGUCCCCUCUCAGUCGCUCGCAUCGAGCCCGCGGCGAUGUGCGCCGCUUGAGGGAGCGCCCGGAGGGACAGAGACAGGCAGGUGGGGCGAGGCCCAGAAGGGAGACAAGGAAGAGUUAGGGCACCCAGGCGCAGAGCGAGAACCUGGGCGAGGAGAGACAGGGCAAGGGGGUGAGAUACGCGCAGGAGGCGAAGUCGAGGACGAGAGGCUGUCGGCUGUCGAGGCGAAGGAGGCAGGAGGUGUUGAUGUCGGCGCCAUUGGUCACGAACACAGCGAGGAAGCGAACAAGGCCGGAGAGACCUUGCCUGGAGUUGCUUCUCUCAGUGAGGGGCAGACCUAUGGGGGGCUUGGGUACGCUGUAGAAACGAGUAGAGAAACUGCAACGAGGACGCGAAACACACAGAAUGAAAUGGAGAGCGCCACAGACACACCCGGACAGAAGGAUCAUCGAGAUUCUCCGAGCGCUGCGCUCACAAGAAUUCCAACUUCCAGUACAAGCACCCCCGUACACUGGACUUCGAGUGUCGCUUCUCUAUCUUCUCCCUCUGCUGUCUCGCCUGCCUCUGUCGGCUCCGAUUUCGCCGGGGGUCUCUCCAUCGAGGGAGAGAUGGCGAUGCCCGCGGGCCUCUCGGGCCUCUUCCAGAGCAAAGGGCCAAGAGUCUCCUCACCUUCAAGCUCGCUUCCGCAGGCUGAGGCAGAAGAGAGAGGAGAUCGAGGCGUCGGUGAGCUCCAGAGAGCGAUGUGGAAGGACGGAAAGUUAGAGAAGGAGCCAGAGUCGCCUGCUGCUUCUGGGGCUACUCAAAGGAGUCGCGAAGGGGGGGCGACAGCGGCGGCUCACGAAGGGAGAGAGAGAGGAGACACGGCACCAGGCGAGAAGAAAAACGAAUCACUUGCGCCGGAGGGUCUUCAUCUCCCCUCGAUGUUUGCGAUAGGCGGAGACACACGGGCAGGAGGCGAGGACGACAGAGCGCAGCUGAGAGACAAGCAUCGGUUUGGGACAAACCAGGGUGGUGCUGGCGGACAGGAAACAGACGAGUUACCACGGACAAUUGUCGAAGAGUCUCCGCUGAAGAUGGAGAUAACGGUGGAAGGCAAGAGGCGAACUGCGCCGCAGGCUUUUGAAGGGGCUACGUGUCGCCCAGAGCCUUCUGCCGAAAGGUCCCCGGCCCUGGCUUCCUCGUCUGCCUUGGCGCCUGCAGCCUCAGUUGCCUCUGUCUGUCCACAGCCAGGAGCGCCUACACGAGUCUCUUCGAGUGUCGAAGACUUGCCGCGGUCCUCGGGUCCGCCUGGACAGUCUCUCUCUGCAUGCGCUAUUACAUGUUCAUCUUCCUGUCCACCCUCUCUGUCUUUUACAUCGGCGAAUCCGACGUCUUCUUCUGUCUCUUCCGCAGCGCCAGAGCGCCCGCAGUCGGAGAUGCUGGUCACGCGCCCCUCUCACUUUGACCCCCAGCCUCUCUCUGAUCACUCUCCAUGUAUCGUUUCUCACGAAGCAGCUCAUGCUCGUCCUCUGUCUCUCGGCGUACAGUCGAGUUGUACAGCUCCUCAGUCGUCUUUCUCUCCUCUUUACUCCUCCUCUGCGGCUCCCUCCUCGGCUGUCUUUUCGUCAGUCCCGCAGGCAGUUUUCGCUGGUGAAUCACCUGCGUUUUCUCUGUCCGACUCUCCCCUUCUAGGCAGGUCGGAGAAAGAGUCGCCUCUCCCCAACAACACUCCUCAUAGCCCCGAGGUGUCUCCACCUUGUGCUGCCUCAUCAUCUGCUUCUGCCGUCUCACGCCGUUCGGGCUCUGCCUCGGUGUCUUCUUUCUCUGCGUCUUCCCCUGCUUCCUCUGCGCCUUCUUCUUCUGUCUCUGUUCUCUCUUCCGCUGUUUCUGUGUCUUCUGCGCAGCUGGAGGCGGUGUCUCUGGGGCCUGGAUUUCCACUCAGACAUCCAAGGCGAGCAGACACGCCAGACCUAACUGCGAGUGAGUCUCCGCCGGGGACGAGAAGCGCGUCUCGCAACGCGCAUGCAGCGGCGGCUUGGAUUCGCGGGAACACAGACGCUCGACCGUGUGCCUUUUUUUCGCCAGACUCUUCAUUCGAGGAACGAGAGACUGAGGAAUGCAGCCUUUCCGGCGAAGAGAGCGGGCGUCGGAACGAGAAGGCCGAGCCUGUGUCUGAGAUUCCGAUCCGCGCCGACGACGCGGAGACCGAUGCAGAAGACGCAGAAGGUGUGGGGGCCGGGGAGGAGACCCGCGGAGGCGAAGAGGCCGAGGGCGAGAAGGAGAGCGAGGAAGAGACUGGACAAUGCCGGGAGGGAGCUCAGAGGGGAGAAGUCGCUGCGCGGAAAGCCGAAGAGAGAAGGACGCACCUUCAAGAAGCACAAGGGGAAGACAGUCGAGGCGCCUGUUCCUCCUCUGAGGAGGGAGGUGUCUCUCCACGACUUGGCCGUCUCCCAGCGCUCUCUGCGGAACAAAAGGCAGGCGAGAAAACGCCUCUCAAUGCCUCCUCCACUGGCUACGCAUUGGGACUUUCUGGGAAGCCCCAAGUGGUCUCUUCGGCGUCGACGUCUGUUCCGUUUGCGGUGAGACACCAUGCACUUCCUUUCGUUUCUCGAGGGUCUGUGCCAGCGCUGCUCGUGAGUCUUGAAAAGGCCGCGAGCAUGGACGGAACAUCGAGGUCCCGAACUGAGGCCGACACGCUCGGCUACCUCUCCCUGCCUGAAGCCUCUCGGCGGCGCGUCUCCUCGCCCUCACCCAGCAGUCGCGAGGCCGUCAGCCUCCGCCAGCGAGCUCUAGAGGCGGAGCUCGAGCGCCUUUUGCAAGCAGUUCACGCAUACGACAAACGCGACGCGCAGGAGUGUGCAACAGAGGAGACGCAGGAAGCGCGAGAACCAGUGUCUGCUUCGAGACAGCCGGAGAAAGAGGAAGAAGGAGAGCAAGGACAAGGAGAGAGUGCAGAGGAGGAACGAGGAGAGACAGGAGAGGUGGAAGGCGACCUGGGUAAAAAGGGACAGAACAGAGGAGGUGAAGGGGACGCUGACGCGGGUCUCAGGGGCGGAAGAGCGGCGCUGGUGGAGAGGAUUCGUCAGGUGGUUUCGGAAAUGGAAGAUGGGUUGCCGAUGGACUUGCGAGGGGCGACUUGGCAGGUGCUUUUGAGUGUCGAGGAAGACGCAGAAGGAGACGCGAAACUCGCCGAAGCGAUCAAGGAGACAGCGCUGGACGAACCCAAUCAGAGAGUGAUUCGCAGCGAUGUCGAAAGGACCCGCGCCUCCCUCGCCUUCUACCGUGACGCCGACAGUCGCGCCUGGAUGGAGAAACUCCUGACGAAUUACUGCAAGACUUGCCACAUCAAGUACAAACAGGGUCUCAACGAACUCCUGGCUCCGUUUCUGUACUUGAAGGGCGAAACGUUUUCCGCGGCGAAUGUGUUUCGUUGUUUCCACGCGUUCGUGCGUCGCUUCCUUCCGGGGAUGUUUUGCGACGACGAGUUCACCAGUUUGCAGUGCGCCUUCCAUCUUUUCAAGCAUUUGCUCACGUACCACGACCCGGCGCUCGCGGCCUUUCUCGAGCGACACUAUGUGACUCCUGAGCUGUACGUGACGCCCUGGUUCCUCACCCUCUUCUCCUCCAAGACGAGUCUGCUGGUGCUCUUCGCCCUGUGGGAUAAGUACGUAGCGGAGGGGGAUCCGAACUUCUUCCCCUUCCUCGCCCUCGCGCUGCUGAUUUGUUUCCGCCGGGAGAUCCAGCGAACGGAGGUGUCUCAGCUGCCUGAAACGCUCUCUAAGAUCACCAUUCACUCGGUGGAGCAGCUGCGCGAGCUCUGGGAUCUUGCGAAUGAGCUGAAGGCCCAGACUCCGCUGAGCUUCUCCCACCGCAUGUUCGCCUCGCAGCGCGGCGCCCUCGCCUCGCUGCAGCCUCUCCAGCAGCUCGAAAUGGAGGCUGCGUUCUUCACCUUUCCCGAAGAGGUCUUGAACCACGCUUACGGCCUGAACGGGCGGCCCUCACAAGACGCCAGAGUUGUGUCUCCCCCCUCGUCGACCGCCUCAAAGACCCGAGUCUCCCCCCUCCCUCUCCCGCUCCCUCAUGCACAGGAGAUGAUGCCUGGAGGCGACUCGCCACACGCAGCGUCUUCGUCUUCUCUCGCGGCUUCUGCGUCGACUCCUUUCCGUUCACAUGUGCCUUCUACUCCGUCUGCUCUGUGGGCUUCUGAGGCCGCAGCGAGUUCACUGGCUGCAGAGAAGCUCGGAACCUCGCCGCUUCAGAUGCCGCCGCAGUGGAAGAUGCUUCUGUUGGAUUUGCGGCCGGCAUGGUGUUUCGAGGCGGGGCGCCUGCCCCCGGCGAUUCACAUAGAUUUGCUCGGCGACUGGAGGGCGACGCUCUCUGCUCUACUGGGCGUCUACGACCCUCAGACUCAGCAGGAAGAAGCUGUGUCGUCCCGGGUCUCUUCUUCCCCCUCUUCUCUCCAUCUCCCCGCUGGCCUCCGUCACCUCGCCGGCGGCUUUCGAAGCACCGGAUCUCGACGAUCCUCCAAGGCAAAGCAGUCCUCGCCUUCCGCGUCUUCGUCUUCUUCAUCUCCCGCUGCGUCAUCGGCUGAGCAGAGUCAGGCGAGCGCUCUUUUACAGGCUGGACAUCGAGAAGAUCGAGAGACUCCUCCCCGGCUUCCUGGCGCAAGUUCGCAUUCUGGCGCGAGAGAAGAAGGGGGCAUGCAUGCGCCGCGAGGCGACGGAAGCAGCUGUGGCGACUCGCCGCAUGCGGAGUGGACUGCUGUUGUCGACGGAGAAGGUCGAGGCGGAUCUGUGCACUCUCUUGUCAGCGCCUAUUUGGAGAAGAAGGCAUCCCGGCAGUCGCUCGCGGUGCCUCCCUCCCCUGCGAGUAGCGGACCAACGGCGAAGACCCUGUCGGCUCCGUCCGAGACGAAACGCGAAGACGGGGAGUCGGAUGGGGAGGAGGUUUCCGCGCCAGCUCCUCGAGGCCACCACGCCUCGAAGGUGGAGAAAGGCGGCGCGGCUUCUCGCUUGUUCCUCCGAAGUUUUCGCCGACGCUCGCACCAGGCAGGGGCCUCCCGCACUGCGUCUGGAACCGAGGCCUCGACGGUGUUGUUAGGGCGCGAGUCGGCUGCGAAAGACUUGGAGGUGAAGAGGCAUGAGGGAGACCUGUGUGGAGACAGGAGGCAGGGGGACACUGGCCCCGAGGACCCCUCGGCUGCAGCUCGCGGUUCUUCGUGCGAAAGAAGUCGUGGCAGAUCGGGAGAGCGAGAGGCCUCGAGAGACUUCGGCACUGCGGAACCGAGGUCUCCGGUGCGGCGAUGUAGCGCGAAAGCUCCGCGCCUGUCUCCGCUUCGAGAGGGGACAGUUUCAGGAGCAUUCGAGAGCGACGACGAUGGCCUCUGCGUCUUUUCAGACGAUCCCUCUCUGUAUUGCAAGGGUCACGCAAGACGGCAGUUCUGCCUGCUAGCCAGAACCAACGACACGGGUGCAUGUCUUCUGUCGACUUCGCUUCCAGGGAGGACCGCCCCUGCGCCGGUCUUCUCCCAGGUUCCGCUCCAGGCGCUCGAAGGCGACUGCAUGCAGGGUGGAGCGCGCGGAAGGUUCCCGCCUCCAAAAUCCGACAUUGCGGUCUCUGAAAGCGCGGCGGGGCGGGAGACGCGAUGUGGCGUCGGAGGCGACACACUCGUGGAGCCCAACAGAAAGAAGGGUGAGUGGACGAUCCGUAGGGGGACGGCUGCCGACGGAGAGAAGCGGCGAGUGAACGCGGGAGACAUGGCGGAGAUUCCGGAGAUUGGCAAAGCCGAGGGCUACACGAGCCGUCUUGUCGUCUCGCCCAGAGACGCGUCUCCAGAAGGCGGGUCUGGCUUCCCGUCAGUGGCGCGAGGGGACGAGGAGACAGGCGAGACACGACAGAGGAGACUGCUGCUGGAAAUUGGUGGAGGGGGACAGAACGCGUCGAAAGAGAAGGACCCCGAACAUGCAAAGGACAAGCGUGAGAAGUCCUUGCAUCGUGUCGUAGAACUCGAAUCUGACUCUGCUCCCUCUCUCGCUACUCUCCCUGUCUCCUUCCGCGGUCGCCUGGCUUCGGACGUGGGCGAAUUGCCGAAGGCGAGCCAUUUGACGGCCGCGAGCGCCUCGAUGGCGGGCUCCUUUCUCGAGUUCCCUGGGCGAUCCUCUGGAGUCCGAACGCAUCUGCGGCGACGGCGGUGUCGCAUGGCCUCUCGUCUCCCGCGGCUCCCGCACUCUGGCGACUGGAACACUCUGGAAAAGCUCUGCUUCGCGGAAUGGGCUCCGCCAUUCGGAUUCGACCAGGUUCUGCCGAGACUCUGUCUGUCUGAUGGGGAGAGUCCGUUGCCGGGAGGAGGGGCAGGCGGGGACGGUGUCCUGUCUUUCUCGGCCUCGCGCUUCUUGCGGCCUCUCUCGGCGCGCAGCCGGGGCGGGAAGAACGCGAAAGGCUCUGAGUCGAGGGAGAGUUCGGUUUUUGUGCCCGUGACAAAUGCGCCCGAUGCGGCUUCUGGGGAUUGCUCGGAGGGGCAAAAGGGAAGGACGCCAAGUUCAGGAACGCGGGCGUCCUCUCUCCGACGCGAAGGCGACGACGCACCUGUCGGGGGCGGCACCGAGUCUGUGGUAGCUUCUCUCCUAGCUUCGCGCUUCCCUGCGGUGGAUGCGAGAGAGACGGAGGAGACGCAUGCCUUGGAGGAGGAGGAAGAAGAGGCUUUGUCGACCCUGCCGUCUCCGGCUCGAGGCACGCAGGGUAGAGAGGGAGACAACACCCCCACAUCCGUCCUUGUCUCUUCGUUUUUGGUUGGGAGAAGCACAGAAACGGCCAAACUGUUCUACAGUCGAGCCCUGAGUCUGGAGGAAAACACAGAGGCUUUCCGACAAGAGAAGGUCCAGCUGCCUACGCACCAUGCCUGCCUCAUCACGUCCGACGAGACGAGCUACGAAGAAGCUCUCGAAGUAUAUCGCGUCCUCACACAGGAAAUGGGAGUCCGGUGGGUGAGCAUCGUCAAGGGCGGCUACCGUGCCUGCCACGACGUCGCUGUUCGCGAGGGCCUCGAGUUGGUCGAUCACAAUCCGGUGGUGUGCCCCCUUUGCACGGACGCAGUUAGUCCGGAAAGUGAAUGCAGUCGGCGCGGCUCGCUCUUCAGUCGCUCGUCGUCGCCAGCGGCGGGGGCGAGUGCCCCUGCUCCGGCCCGCUUGGGCAAGGUUGCCCAAACACCGCCCCGCGUUUCGGCGAGCUCUGGGGAGCGCGCUCAAAGCAUGCUGGCAGGUCAGACCCGACCCUCUGAGAAGGCCUCUGCGAUGAAGCGAACAGGCUCAUCCUUUUCUUUUCUGCCGCUGAAGAGCCUCUCGACUUCUCCGCGCGCUUCCCUGCUCUCCUCCCACCACGGCUCUGACGCCGGCCUCGCGUUCUUCGGCGGCAAGGGCCCCGCUGGCGCCCACAGCUCUGUCGGGUUCCCCGCGGACCUGUCUGGGGUGCCGUCUCCUGGGCCGUCCGCUGUCUCCGCUGCUGGCGCUGGACUGUCCGGAGAGGAAGAGCCGGGCAAGGGAGGAGGGUCUCUCGCCGCGUCUCCGUUCUCCGACGGCGCAUCUCCAAGUGGAGACUCCGCCGUCUCGCCGUGCGGCGCCUCUGCAGACUCGGGGUCUCGCAACUUAGCGCCUUCGGAGAGACACGCUGGAGCCGGGCCCUGUGGGCGAGAAAGAGACACACGCCACCUCUCGGUCCCCUCGCCCUCUGGCCAGGGAACGAGCAUGCCGUUCAGCAUCAUGGGGGCCUGGCGACGGUUCUCUGCAACGAGCCGCAGUCCCCGGAUCGGCGGCCUGGGCUCUGGGGGCGAGGCCGCCGGCUCGGGUCCGCGAGGUGGGCGAACCGGGCCUGUCUCUUCGGUCGCCAUGGCACAGACCGGCGCGUCGGAGCGAAAGGCGAACAGCGACGCCCAGGCUGUUGUGGGGAUCCGUGGCGUCUUCCCCCAGCGGGGUGGAAGAGACAGCCCCGGCGAACCGUGUGAGGCCGUGGGGUUCGUCUGUCCGUACCACACCGAGGGGACACCUGUCUCUGCCUUUGGCCCCGGCCAGGGGGUCUCGCCGGGCUUCACUCCCCACAGCUUAAGUGCCCCCGCGAGCUUCGCGUCCUUCCCGACGGGAGGAACAGCUGUCAGCUCUGCAGGCAGUCACGCGACUGGGUACCAGCCCUCGCCGAAUCUCCCCGUCGGCGACGUCUGUCUCCUCUUUCCGCCGUACUGUCCCCACUGCCAUGGGGUUUUGUCUGUGCCUUUCGCGGCGUCUGGAGCGGCUUCCGCGUCCUCUCUCGCUGGCGCCUCGCGCGCGGGCGUUUCUCCCGGGAACUCCGGAGCUGGCGACUUCACCUUCUCUCCUUUCUCUCUCCCCUUCGCCUCACCGACUGAAGUCUUGUGCUGCUGCGUCAGCUGUGGAACGACCGUCUCGCCCUGCUGCUUCGAACCUGUGGGGCCUGCAGGCCUCGGGGUCCCGAGGUCCGAGGGAGCGCGCGCUUCAGCCCCUUCGCAAGAGGCGAAACGCGAAAAGGAGACUGCACAGCCAGGCUCUUCGGCCCCACACACAGCCAGAGAGGAAAUGUCGGGUCGGCCUGCGGUGCCUCCAGGUGCACCAGCGCGAAGCGGCACCCUCGCGCACAUUCCUGCGCUUCCCGUCGGUCUGUAUCUCCUCAACUGGAGAGACUUGUUGACUUCCCAGUUCACGGAGCAGCUCCGGUGUUUCCACUGCUUCAUCGAGGGGAUCUUCCAGCCCUCUGCCGAGCUGGUCGUGGAGGCUCGCCAGGCUCGACGGCGCGCCUUGCGAGCGGGGGGCCUUCUCGCGCUUCCCUCGGCUGAGAAAGAGGAGGGGAGCGAGAGGAGGACGAGACGCAAGGGCAGUAAGAAGGAAGAGGGCAGUGAAGGAGAUGGGGACAGCCAAGGGUCUGAAUCUGAAGAACGGUACGCUUUUUGCUCCAUCGCUCCUCGAGAAUCUGCGUGUAAAGACGAAAGAAAAUCUCGUUCGUUUUCGGCGUCUUCUGAAGGCUCGUCGCCCUCGUCUGCGCGCGCGGGCGGCUCCCGCCACUUUGGCUCUUUGGCCUUCGCCGGGAACACCGGAGACUCCCAGCCGGCCUCGCCUGCCUCCCCGAAGAAAAGCCGACGCAGUUUCCUCAGUGUUUUCCAAACUAGCUCUCCAGAGUCUGCUCUCCACAGUCCUUCUUCACAUGCGUCUUCUGCGUCCCCUGGGGGCUCUUCCAGUGGGAGAACUCGCCAGUCUUCGACGAUCGGUUCGCUUCCUACUCGGAGCCUGUCUGUGGCGUCUUCGGUGGCGGGCCAGUUCGUGGCUGCGGGCCUCGGAGAGGGCUACACGUAUCUUCGAGACUGGCAAAUGAAUCGACCUACGCUCGAGAGCUGUCGCAUUCUCGUCACACCCAGGCGGCUCCUUCUGGUCAGCGCGCCGGAGCCACUGCUCGUCAGGCGACAGCGCGUAGUCGGCGGCGACAGAGCCUUCUGCGCCGAAUCGCUCGCACAGCAGACGGGGGGAAACCGAGAAAAGACCAGCCAACGAGAAGGCAAAGAAGAGGGAAAGGAAGGAGCAGACAGAACUGAAGAAGGUGAGACGGAGAAAGAAAACGAGGAGAGAGAACGACAAGAAGAUGAAGAGGAGACGGAAUCUGAGUCAGAAGAUAUGCAAGCAUUUCUGGGGCUUCUUGCGGGAGGAAACCGCGUGAUAGAAGGACGCGAUGUGGAGGAAUUCUGUGGCCUUGUUCCCAAGCUGCAGCCGAUAAAGCCGACGGGAGAGGAAGGCGAGAAGCAGAGUCCGGAGUCUCUGCACGGCGAAGGCGCCGCAAAGAGCAGAACGCGAGAGGAGGCGAUGGCGCGGGGGCCUGGACUGGAGACAUGGCGAAGAAACAGCGAGCAGACAGAGCCGCACUUGGAAGAGGUUGUGCAGGUCUACGCGUCUUUCGAACUCUCAGAGAUCUUGAAAAUCACCAGCAAGAAGAACAACUCGAAGCUCCUCUGCUUCUACUUCAACGCCAACAAGACGCAGCCGCUGAUGGUCCUGAGAUUCGAAAGUUCUCCGGCAGCUCAUGACUGCAUCGGUCAUGUGAGAGGUCUGUAUCGCCUUCUGAAGACUCAGCGGCCGCCCCAGCAGACAAAGUGAUUUUUCGCGAGGAAAGUGGAAAGUGUCAGCGUUUGUCGCAGUCAGUCCGGAAACGAAGUCGCGGAAGGCGGCGUUUCUUUCCUUGGGUCUGUCAUAAAAAGCUGGAUUUUUUGGGAGGGGCAUUGGCUCGUGGGAAAGCACUUUCUCGUGGAACACCAAUGUUUUCUCCAGGCUGCAGAGGGAUGGCGGUGGCUUCACAGGCGAGGAGCAAGCGCGGAGUGAACCGCGUAGCAACGGUUCAGCGUGGACCUGUCUCUGCUCCCUCCUGCGCAGGAUAGACUCCUGCGCAAUUGAGCGAAUUCAACGCAGAGCGCCGAAGGAAAAUGGAGGCGCCGUUGCGUGUCUGCAGCUUCGUAACGCGUCCGCGGUGCAUCUUUAUCGUGGAAGGUCCAGAAAUCUUCUCUCAAAUGUGACGGGAUCACAACAGAAGGUAGAAGUGGAACGGGCUCUGAUUGCCUGUCUACAUACUUGUAAAGCACAUGAAUGACGCACGUUGAUGCACAUGUGUAAGCGAAUGCAUCUACAUGCAUACACGCAUACAUAUAUAUGUCUUUAUUUAUAUAUGUGUGUAAAGCAACGCAGGGUAUGAAAGUGGGGACGUUUUGUCUACGUUUCUUGUGCGGAGAGAAGCAUUGUCUCCGUUUUUUUCUCUAGGGGCGAGAGAAGCCUCGAGACGAAAUCUGGCGCUCACACAGGGCGCCCGAAUGUGUCUGGGCGUCAAAGGGAGGCAGCGCCCCCGCUAGGAUCCCCUGGUCCGCGAUCUUCAACGUUGGUCUCCAACGUUUUUCUUUUUUCGAAAAUGGAAAGACGGAAGUAGACGCAGAUUGAAGCGAGCGGGAGGUGCGAGAUGUGCGGUCCAAAAAGUCUACAAAAGAGAAUCUUGACGGCACCUUCUCGAGCUGGCUGAGAAUGCAUUGUAUGUGCAGAGAGGACUGGGGCUUUGAUCGGCUUUGCUCCUGGCCAAAAGUGCGUGAACCGGCUCCGCUCGCCACCUACGUUUCUUAUAUAUAGAUUAUAAAUGUGUACAUGAUCUCUCUGCAUGCAUCUGCCGAAAACGGGCGCCUAGCUUUCCGUCUCUGUGGGUUCACUUUCGUCCACUUUUGAGCUUGUACAGAUAUCUCCAUUAAGGCUUCUUCUCGUAAACAAACUCAGGAGCGCCGCACCUGGCGCUCUAGGAGAGGCAAAAGGGCAGCCAAUGGUCCAGAAACCGUCCCAGUCGCCUCUGAACGC
Molecule: messenger RNA, 13421 nt
Organism: Toxoplasma gondii ME49
Lineage: Eukaryota; Apicomplexa; Conoidasida; Eucoccidiorida; Sarcocystidae
Product: TBC domain-containing protein
Exons: 5
Coding region: 1929-12191 (3420 amino acids)
Biological process (GO): retrograde transport, endosome to Golgi
Cellular component (GO): trans-Golgi network
Source: RefSeq, a predicted model, not a curated record